AUGGUUCCACCCGUGGCUGAGGCUCCGAAUGGAAUUAUUUUGGCUGCCGUGGCUGCAGCCUUGCUAUCCCCUCCUGCAAAGCAAUCGCAGAUAUCCACUCCGAUCUUCGCUGUUGACAUCGAUUCUGCAGAGAAAUGCGCAAAUGCUACUGCUACAAUUCCAUUGGAAAUGAAGGAACCGUCUGCGCCCAAGACCAGCGAUGUUGGAACACUGCCAAUUGAAGAGGCUGAGAUGCGAGCAGAGCACACAGCAGCAUCGAGUGCAGGUGUCAAUCGCUACACAGAAGUUCGCACAGCUGUAGAUAGGGCGAUGAAACAAUUGCCAGAUCAAAGGACUUCAACUGUACCAAGCCUCAUCAGUCCAUCUUCAAACAUUUCCUCCUCUUCUUCGAGCGAAGGGACCAUCACGAACUCCGAGAACACCCCUGAACCUAAUGAUGGAGAGGAAAAGCAGAACAGAGCAGAUGCGGGGCUACACCGCAUCAUUGAGAGAAAUUAUGAGAGCUACCCCAUGGGGUGGCCCCAGCUGGCGGCUUUCCUCAAUAGUGCCGACAAUUAUGCGAUAUUCCGACGGUUUGGCACUGAACACUGCCGUGUCCUGCUGCACUUGAUGGCGGAAAUAACAAGCAUACAGAAGGAAAUCGACGUUUUGGAUCAGGCAGAUGCAAAGAAUAAGGAUAUGCUAUACCGAUUGCGGAGGAAUGAGUGGCACGAAGGCGCAGUCCUACUUCAAGACAGCAAGUUACGUUCACUGGACCCCGCGCCGGCACGGGACUUCCAGCACGUCUUCCGCUGGAUCUACGACCGCAAACCACUUGAUCUUGGUGAAUACGACUUUAUCUUACACGGCGAGGAUUUUGUUUCUUCGGGGAAACGUUCCAGCAAUCCCUUUGAACGUCUCAUUGAAUCAUGCCUGAGUCGUUGUCCGAAUAUGGACAUAUUCCGACGAUUCUUGCGUGAAGAUAACGAAGUCCAUGGCGUGCAGGAUCCAGCAGUCCAUUUCUUCUCCAGCGCCAAAAUUGCUUUCGUGGGUAGACUUGCAGCUGUCUGUGUCGCUGUCACAAUCUUGCUAAUCCCGAUUUUCCUUCUGUACUUGACGUCGAUGAGCAGAGGGGCAGUUUCCGGCAUGGUUUUGGCGUUCGUCUUGACCUUUGCAAUGCUCGUGUCAUUACUUACGAGCGCUGGCGUGGAGACAGUGUUUGUUGGCACUUGCGCGUAA
This is a messenger RNA of Hyaloscypha bicolor E, 1218 nucleotides long. RefSeq lists its product as uncharacterized. Lineage: Eukaryota; Fungi; Ascomycota; Leotiomycetes; Helotiales; Hyaloscyphaceae. Bases 1 to 1218 code for a protein of 405 amino acids. The transcript is spliced from 5 exons. The record is from RefSeq and is a predicted model, not a curated record.